AUGGAUAAUGGGACUCAGUUCACCGACUCCACCUUCAGAAACCUGGUAGCCAGCCUGAAGAUCAAGCACCAGUUUACCUCGGUAGAACACCCACAAGCAAAUGGGCAAGCCGAGGCAGCUAACAAGGUCAUACUGGCUGGACUGAAGAAAAUAUUACAAGAAGCUAAGGGAGCAUGGGCUGAAGAAUUCCCUCAAGUACUAUGGGCUUAUCGAACUACACCUCAGUCUGCCACAGGAGAAACACCCUUCCGACUUGCUUAUGGCAUAGAAGUCAUGAUACUAGUUAAAAUCAACGAGCAAAGUCCAAGGGUGAGCUUCUACGACGAAGUUGGCAACGUACAAGGAUACAAACAAGAACUUGAGCUACUCCCUGAAAUUCGAGAACAGGCCCAGAUAAAAGAAGCAGUGCUGAAGCAAAGAAUGACGAACAGAUACAACAAGAAAGUCAUUCGAAGAAGCUUCGCUCCAAAUGAUUUGAUCCUAAUCAGAAACGACAUUGGAGUUAACAAAUCUGGAGAUGGAAAGCUUGCUGCCAACUGA
Molecule: messenger RNA, 540 nt
Organism: Arachis duranensis
Lineage: Eukaryota; Viridiplantae; Streptophyta; Magnoliopsida; Fabales; Fabaceae
Exons: 1
Coding region: 1-540 (179 amino acids)
Biological process (GO): DNA integration
Molecular function (GO): nucleic acid binding
Source: RefSeq, a predicted model, not a curated record